AUGAGUGCAACACUCGCUCGAAAACCUCUCCAAGACAUUUCUAAUAAGGUACAUCAUCAUCGACAGAACAUGGUCGUUCAAAGUGUGGAAGAUCGAAAGAGAAACGCUCAACACUCUGCAAAAAAGACGGCAAACGAAGACGACGAACCUGUAGCCUUCAAUACACCAGGAUCUUUGGGAUCAUUAGCCUCCGAGCUGGAGGAGCUUGCCGAUUUAAAUGAGUUUUAUGAGGACGUAUCAUUUGAAUUGAAUGACAAGAUGAGCAAAUCGUUAGAAAAGGAAAUGGAAAAGAAUGCCAAACUGGAGUUACAAUCAGAAAGGGACAGAAAACAAAUCGCCGAGUUAGUUUCUGAAAACAAGGCUUUGAAUUCCGCCAUCGAACAGUUAAAACAGAAAGCUGUCAGCAAAAGUGAGUCAGAAUUAAGAAAUCAAUUGAAGACUCUGAAUGAUAAAAUAGGUAAACUUGAAAAGCGACUUGAAGUUGAGACUCAACAGAAAGAAAAGCUCAACGCCUUACUUAUUAAGAAAGAAAGCGAAAAGGCAAAAUCUGCUUCGGCUGUUGAAGAUACCACUGCCAAGCUAACCAAGAAAUUUCAGGAACAAAUCGCCCUGAAGGAUGAAAAGAUAGAGAGGUUGACGAAAGAUAUGGAAAAAGAAAGAAAAACGAAACAAGAAUUCGAGGUUAAAAUUUCUGAAUUACAAAAACACGCAGAAGACGUUAAGCUUAAAUAUAUGAGUACGUGCGAAGAGCUUGAAACGUCGAACAAGUUGGUCGAGAUUUUGGAUGCCAAGCUGAAAAUUUCCAAUGAUCGAUGCAAAGACUUGGAGGAGCAACGAAAACAAGGCGAGCUAAAACGUGAAGAGGAAAGUUCAGAGCUUCUUGCGUUACGGGAAGAAAUGAGCAAUCUUUGUGAGUCAGUGUUGAAAGAAAAAUUGGAUAGCGAAAAGAAGUCACAAGAAAUUUCCAAGCUUACAUCAUUGCAAGAAAAAUUGGUAUCAGAAAACGGAAAGCUUUCUCAAGAUCUCCGAACAUUGGAAUCAGAGAACUCAGAACUGAAAAAUUUGGUCGAAAAGUUGGAACAUCAAAUCGAUGAGAUGGGUAACGAAAUUGAUAAUUCCUCCAAAGAGUUCCAGGAGAUUAAGGACUCAUUUGCAAAACGGUUAGAGGAAUUGGAGCAACAAGUGAGUGAGAAAGAAGCCGAAGUGAACGAAAUGAGGCAAAAGGAGGAAAGAACAAUGGGUCAACUUAAAGAGUUGGACAUAUUUGUAGAGCGUACAAAGAAAAAGAUUGAAAAGGAAAGAGAGAAAACAAGGGAGGCUGAAGAAAGGGCAAACUCAGAAGCUGGAAAAGCCAUCCAAAUGAUAAACAGGAAUAACUCAUUGCUUAAGAAGUUAGAUUCGCUGACAAAGAGUAAUUACGAAAUGGCAGAUGAAAUUAAAGACAAGGAGGAUUUACUUGUUCGGUUUAAGAAUUACACCGAAGAGGUCGAAGCUUCGUUAUCAAAGAAAGAACGAGAACUUGAAGAAACAGUUCAAAGAUUUAAUGCCACUCACGAAGAGCUGCAAAAGGAAAAGGCAAAAACCGAAAGAACAUGGAAGGAAUUAGAAGAGUCUGUAAAGUUGCUUAACCAAUUACAAAACGAGAAGGAAAGUUUAGAGAAGAAGAGUUCACACGCAAGGGAAGUUUUGGAAAUGAAGCUUACAAACAAACUCUCCAUGCUAGAAAAGAAGUGUGACUACCUCAGAAAGCUAAAUGAGAUGAACGCACAACCAGAAUCAGACCAGGUCAAUGAAUUGAAGCAAUUGAUAGAAAAAUUGUCGAAAGAAAACGAUAAGCUUUCUGAAAGAGCAACUGAUUUGGAAAUUUCAAUGUCCACUAAGGAGUGCGAACUGUUAAAGCACUUGGAAAAGAUACGUCAACUUGAAGAUUUAUUGAACAAUCAAGCAAAUAUGCAAUCAGCUUCCUUGAAGCCAAAUGAUCUGAAGAAGCGUUUAAUCAGUGUGGAAAAGUCCUUAGAUGAAAUUCUGAUUGAGCUUUCCAUUGAAGGUAUCACCAUUAGUCAGUUGUCUCCUCGAGAAAAGGCUGUAAUAAUUUUAGAGAAGUUUAAUGAUCUCAAGAAGGAGUGUUCGGCGUUGUUAAGCGUAAGAGACCAACAACAGGCCGAGGUUCAACGAUUGAAAGAAUCGAAGGAAAAGACAGAGAAACAAAUGAUGAUGUUGAAAGAUUCUCUAACUUCGGAAGUUUUGGAGAGGAAUGAAGAGUGUGUCAAGGACUUGCAAGAAAGUUGUGAGAAUCUUUACAAGAAAAUUAACAUGGUUCUCGAAGAAAAGGAGUUUUCAAAUUCUACAGAAUCCCAUGUCGAUUCCAAGCUUUUGGAUGAGUUAGUAGAGCUUGUCAUUUCGAUUCAAGUGAAUAUGAAGAAAGUUAAAGUACACUUCAAUCAAGUGGAUACUCUUCAAAGAGUCAUUGAAACACAAGAUGUUUUCAACAAGGAUUUUGUUCUUUUAUGUGGAGAACUCGAGAACAGAGUCAGAUCCUUGGUCGAGGAACGAGAUACCUUAAUUACUGCUCAAAUUCAGCAAAAGGAUAAGGCCAUUUCAUCUACUGUGAAAAAGAAGCUCGAAAAACUAAUAUACAAGCAUGUCGUUGUUCAGACAGAACCCUCUUCCGUGGAAGAACAAGAAAUUCAAACAUGUCAAGAAAUGGAUGAAGCAGAAAGAGAGAACCAUUCCAAUUUCAACAACAACUCCACUCUCUACCAAGAACAUGAAUCUUUGAAACAAAAGUAUCAAAAAUUAUUAGGCACUUGUCACAAAUACAAGAAACUCAUGCUCAAAUUUACCCAAUUGCAUGCCAAGGAGAAGAAUCGAGAAAAUUUGAAUCCAGAGAACCAUCGUCUUGAACCUAUGAAUUUAUCCAACUGUUCCCAUCACACAGAAGUUGAUUCAAUGACGCCAACUCAUUCUGAAAAUCAUCACUUGUUGCAAGAUCAAAUUCCACUCAUUCAUGCUUCUCUCCACAAACCUCAAAUUUCCUUAAAAUCAUCCUCACCCUCUCUCACUUCCUCUCAUUUGGAUCAUUCCAUGACAGAAACAGGUCGAUCCAGUCCUGCUCAUUCCGUAAAUUCGGUUCGAUCAGUUUCUACCACUCUCAGCAUGGCAAGUAGUGAAAGAAGUAGUUCCUUGUCAACGAUUUCUGCUAAAAUCAAAAAGAAUGUUGCAGCAGUCAAAUCGAAUUCCUAUCUUUCUAGUCACAUGAUGAUGAACAAGAACAAGGUCAAAUAA
Molecule: messenger RNA, 3285 nt
Organism: Naegleria lovaniensis
Lineage: Eukaryota; Heterolobosea; Eutetramitea; Acrasida; Naegleriidae
Exons: 1
Coding region: 1-3285 (1094 amino acids)
Source: RefSeq, a predicted model, not a curated record